GUUUUUUUUGGCACCUUCCGAAUUAUCACAAGUCCCGCAGAAAAGGCGUUCUUUCUCUCCCUUUCGCUCGCUCGCUCGCAGAAACCACUCACCCAUCAAUCAUCAAAAGCACAGAAGAAAACGCCAUGAACCAUCUCGCAACCACUUCUCUUGCCUUCUUCUCCUUCCCCUUGUAAACCCUCGAAAUCGAAAUCAAAAUCAAAAUCGUCCCCCCGAUUCCGCCCGCAGCAGCAACUCACCACAAAGGUUUAAACCAGUCUUUCUCUCUUCCUUCCUUCCUUCCUUCCUUCCUUCCUUCCUUCAGAUCCGCUGCAUUUUCGGCCUUGGAUUUCACGAUCCUCUCUCUCCCCUCCCACAAGAAGAAAACCCUUUAUCUCUCUUGGAGCUCCAUCAACGCUCUCGCUUUCUCUGCUUCGACUGAACCUAAGGCUUGCAGUUUAUUCCCCUCUUUCUCCUUUGUAUUUUUUUUUUCCCUGCUCCCUUCCGGUCCUUUCUGUGCUGCUCCCUUCUGCAGAGCUGGGUUUAAUUCCUCAGUCGGUUUUGUAGCCUCUGUCUGGUUGUAGUCCUUUUUCUCGAGAAAACCCUAGGCUAGUUUCUGCAUCUUUCUUCCUAGUUUCUUUCCCCCUUUUGUUUAGCUUGCUUGUACAAAAUCUGGGGGUUUUGAAUCAUCUCGGUUAGCUUUAACUUUAGGGAGUUGGUUUAGUUAGCGAUGAACAACAAUCGAGCAAGGUAUCCUCCUGGUCUUGGGGUCGGGAGAGGCGGAGGAAUGAAUGCGAACCCUAAUUUUCAGUCAAGGGUUCCGCAUCAGCAGUACGUGCAGAGGGGUUUGAUGCAGAACCAUCAGCAGUUUCAAAAUCCCCAGCAGCAACAGCAACAGCAGCAACAGCAACAGCAUCACCAACAGCAGCAGUGGUUGAGGAGGAAUCAGCUACCUGCUGGGGAUUCCAGUGUCGAUGAGGUGGAGAAGACAGUUCAAUCUGAGGCCGUUGACUCCAGUUCGCAAGAUUGGAAGGCAAGGCUAAAGAUACCUGCAGCAGAUACACGUUACAGGACAGAGGACCACGGUCAUACAGUUUGGGGAGGUGAACUAGAUUUUGCCAGUAUCCUUUUGUUUCUCAAACUUCCUCAUCUUCUUACGGUUUGCAGGAUGUCACUGCUACUAAAGGGAACGAGUUCGAGGACUAUUUUCUGAAGCGUGAACUUUUGAUGGGAAUAUAUGAGAAAGGGUUUGAAAGACCAUCUCCAAUUCAAGAAGAGAGUAUACCUAUUGCACUUACUGGCAGUGAUAUUCUGGCUAGAGCUAAAAAUGGAACCGGGAAAACAGCUGCAUUUUGCAUCCCAGCUCUGGAAAAAAUUGACCAGGAUAACAAUGUUAUUCAAGUUGUUAUCUUGGUGCCAACUCGUGAGUUAGCUCUUCAGACUUCUCAAGUUUGUAAAGAGCUUGGAAAACAUUUGAAAAUUCAAGUAAUGGUUACUACUGGUGGUACAAGUUUGAAGGAUGACAUCAUGCGUCUGUAUCAACCUGUCCAUCUGCUUGUUGGGACUCCUGGAAGAAUUCUAGAUCUUGCAAAAAAGGGUGUCUGCAUUUUGAAAGACUGCUCAAUGCUUGUUAUGGAUGAGGCUGAUAAACUAUUGUCUCCGGAGUUUCAACCUUCAAUUGAGCAGUUGAUUCGUUUUCUUCCCGGAAGCCGGCAGAUUUUAAUGUUCUCUGCUACAUUUCCUGUUACUGUAAAGGACUUCAAAGGUCGUUAUCUUCACAAGCCUUAUGUCAUCAACCUUAUGGACGAGUUAACGCUUAAGGGUAUUACCCAGUUCUAUGCUUUUGUUGAGGAACGACAGAAAGUCCACUGUCUGAAUACUCUCUUUUCUAAGCUGCAAAUAAACCAGUCUAUCAUCUUCUGCAACUCAGUAAAUCGUGUAGAACUGCUGGCCAAGAAGAUUACAGAACUUGGCUAUUCGUGUUUCUAUAUUCACGCAAAAAUGCUGCAAGAUCACCGUAAUAGAGUGUUCCAUGACUUCCGCAAUGGUGCAUGCAGGAAUCUUGUUUGCACUGAUUUAUUUACCAGAGGUAUAGAUAUUCAGGCAGUGAACGUUGUUAUUAACUUUGAUUUCCCCAAGAACGCGGAAACAUAUCUACACAGGGUUGGUCGAUCUGGGAGGUUUGGACACCUCGGUUUGGCUGUGAAUUUGAUCACCUACGAGGACCGUUUCAAUUUGUAUAGGAUUGAGCAAGAACUUGGCACUGAAAUAAAGCAGAUUCCUCCACAUAUUGAUCAGGCAAUCUAUUGCCGGUAGCAUGUGUUAGAUGUUAUUCCCUGUAGUCAACGAUCGUGGGCAGCAACAGGACGGGCAAUGGAUUGAAGCUGGGACAUUUGAAUUCUGAAAAGAUGGAAGAAUUGGUGGUAGAAGGCAUUUGAAUUCCAUGUGGGCGUUGUUUGUCUUAACCUGGCAUUGCUUCCUAUUGAGAGUUUUUCCAAGUACUUGAUGCCCUGAACGGGUAAACAGGAUGGUAGUAGGUCCAGGAGUUUAGUGGUUUCUCUCUGAGAGCCGAACUUAGAUAAUGAUGAUGCAUGGAUGGUCUAGUGAGUCCAUGUUCUAUGUGUGCGUUUUGUUAUUUGACCUCUUCCUUUUCCUCCGAGUCUGGUUUGGUACAGUAUUUGCUGCUUCUUGUGGUGAACUCUUGGCUUUGGUAGUAGGCCAAGACAAAAGAAGACGAUCGCUUCGUUUCCUCGUUUCAACUAUCCUCUGGUUUCAGUGCCAGUAAUAAAGUGUUCUCUGGACUUUGAAGUCGCGAGUUUCCUCU
This is a messenger RNA of Linum tenue, 2803 nucleotides long. The record is from the annotation of a GenBank genome assembly. Lineage: Eukaryota; Viridiplantae; Streptophyta; Magnoliopsida; Malpighiales; Linaceae.